GGAUACGGCUGAUUGCUGGCGUUUGCCUGGGCAGUGCCAACGACGCCAAUGAAUCCUUCACCGACGGCUGUCACUUGUGGGCUUGCAGUCGUUUAUCUCCUGAAGCCAGAGGGUGUCGCGUGCUAUUGCCCGCCUCGCUACCCCAAUGCAGGUUGGCUGGGGGAGAUUUGGUCGUGAAUGGACCGUGUGAAGACCCUAGCUGACCAGAUGCUUAAAACCAAGUGCCCCUCGCCUUCACCCCAUCCAAAGCUCGUUUAAUUAUAGCUUGCCAUCAUCGUAUCUUGCCUGGUCUGAGCGCGAACAUCUAGUAUCUUUAUUGUGUCCUGCCUGCUCACAUCUUCCACACCAUCGACGGCGUGCUUUUACCGUCUGUCAAUUCCGAUUCACGCGCUAAACGCCCACAACCCAUCAUCGCCUGGGCAUCAUCAUGGCGACCACCGAGGAAAAACAGCCUCCACACGAUGUCAACUCUCCGGAGAACUCGUUGACGGAUACCAACACGCUUGAUCUCCCACCUUCGUGGAAAUACAAGCGCUUUACCGUCGCCGGUUUCAAGUUGCCAUGGUUUGCAUCACCACCUGUCCAACUGGUCAUUGUUUCUUUCGUUUGCUUCAUGUGUCCGGGCAUGUUCAAUGCUCUGAAUGGCAUGGGUGGUGGUGGCCAACUUGACGCAACCGCGAACAACCGGGCCAACACGGCAUUGUACUCGACCUUUGCUGUUGUCGGCUUCUUUGCCGGCACCUUUACGAACAAGCUUGGCAUCCGCACCUCUCUGUCUUUUGGCGGCGUCGGAUACUCCAUCUAUGUUGCCUCUUACCUAUGCUACAACCACACGCAGAAUCUGGGCUUUACCACAUUCGCUGGUGCACUACUUGGAGUAUGCGCUGGUCUGCUUUGGUGUGCGCAGGGAGCCAUAAUGAUGUCUUACCCACCAGAAGACUCGAAGGGCCGUUACAUCUCAUGGUUCUGGAUGAUCUUCAACUUGGGUGCUGUCAUUGGUAGUCUGAUCCCAUUGGGACAGAAUAUUCACACCAAGACUGCCGGUACAGUCAACGACGGUACCUACAUCGGCUUCCUUGUCCUCACCAUCCUCGGUGCCGCUCUCGCUUGGACUCUGGUCGACGCGAAAGACGUCAUUCGUGACGAUGGAUCAAAGGUUAUCGUCAUGAAACACCCUUCUUGGAAGUCGGAGAUCGUUGGUCUUUACCAAACCUUCUUCACCGACCCUUACAUUAUCCUUCUAUUCCCCAUGUUCCUCGCAUCUAACUGGUUCUACGCGUACCACUUCACCGAGAUCAAUGCUGCAUACUUCAACGUCCGCACCCGCGCGCUCAAUGGUGUUGUCUACUACAUCAUGCAGAUUGUCGGCGCCUACGUCUUUGGAUAUGCGCUGGACAUCAAGGGUAUCCGCCGUACAACUCGUGCUAAGGCCGUAUGGGCUGUACUUUUCGCGACCAUCAUGAUCAUCUGGGGUUUCGGUUACAUGUUCCAGAAGACCUACGACCGUGCCUGGGCAGAAGACGAGACAAACGAGAAGAAGGACUGGUCUGACGCAGGUUACGCUGGUCCCUUCGUUCUCUACAUGUUUUAUGGCUUCUCCGAUGCCGCUUGGCAAACCUCAGUCUACUGGUUCAUGGGCGCCCUGACAAACAACAGCCGUAAGCUCGCCAACUUUGCUGGUUUCUACAAGGGUAUCCAGUCUGCUGGAGGUGCCAUUACAUGGCGUAUGGACGACACUAAGGUCGCCUACAUGACAAUGUUUGCCAGCAACUGGGGAUUGCUUGCCGGCAGUCUGAUUAUUGCUCUUCCCGUAAUUCUCUGGAAAGUCGAAGACACUGUCGCCAUUGAGAAGGAUGUCGCUUUUACCGACGAGACAGUCGCGGAAGUCGCUCCCAAGGCGAUCGUCCACACAGCGCAUAGCGAUGCUGAGAAGGUCUAGUCCAAUCAUUGAAGGACACUCACGAUUGAAACUUUAUAAGUAAUGACGGGGAUUGGUUUACUUGUAUUUGCUUGUUUAUGAUACCUCAAGUGGAGUUGCAUUAGCGGGCCAGAGUUAAGGAGCUUGAUUUCCUGACAUUUAAACUUAGGCGGUCAUUUACAGGUCUCUACAUCACACCGUGGGUCACAUGUUCCGUGGCACAGCAUGCGGAUUAAUUUGACGCAGCCAGCGGUGCUACGGCACAGCAGCUUAGCUAUAUUCCUAAUGAAAGAAUAUCCUUACAAUCACU
This is a messenger RNA of Alternaria alternata, 2228 nucleotides long. Its product is annotated as MFS general substrate transporter. Lineage: Eukaryota; Fungi; Ascomycota; Dothideomycetes; Pleosporales; Pleosporaceae. The coding region runs from base 428 to 1939 and encodes 503 amino acids. The record is from RefSeq and is a predicted model, not a curated record. The transcript is spliced from 4 exons.